Molecule: messenger RNA, 1847 nt
Organism: Polypterus senegalus (gray bichir)
Lineage: Eukaryota; Metazoa; Chordata; Cladistia; Polypteriformes; Polypteridae
Exons: 8
Coding region: 69-1847 (592 amino acids)
Source: RefSeq, a predicted model, not a curated record
CGAGUGAGCAUCGAAAGGGGGCGGAUUUAUAAAAAUGAAACUUUGAAAAAGAACAGCAGGACACGGAGAUGCUCGUCGUGCUGGCCAUUCUGAUUUCUACCACAGUCGCAAACUUUCACUUCUCCAUCCCACAACCCGAAGUGAGGGCAUCUCUCUAUUCAGAUGUUCUGCUGCCCUGCACUUUCACCGAUGCGGACCAAGAAGUGGAUCUUAAUUAUCUGCUGGUCAUCUGGAAGCAGGACAAUAAUGAGCUGCUCAGGUACCAGGCAGGCCAGAAGACCUUCAGUAACAAGUUUGCAGUGUUUGAAAGUGAGCUCCAGCAUGGCAAUGCCUCUCUCCUACUACGGAAUAUCACUGUCGGUGAUGAAGGGGGUUAUGAAUGCGAGGUCAUCGAUACUCCCGACUCAGGAAAAGGCAAAGUUAACCUUAAAGUGACAGCUGCUCCUAAAAUCUCCUUGAAACCCCCUCUGGUUGUGAUGGGUGAGUCAAAUCCCCUGGAGUGCCACGCGGAUGACUUUUACCCUGAAGAGAUCUUCUUCGAGUGGCUGAGGGACUCCAGACUACUCCAUCUUCCAGUGCCUUCACAAUUGCAGAAAAACUCAGACGGCACCUUCAGUGCAGUGAGCCUCUUCUUCUAUACCCCGACCAACGAUGACACGGGUGUACUCUUCUGCUGCCGGGUGAAGCAUGACUCUUGGCAUGAGCCACUGGAUGAGAAUUUCCUUCUGAUGUUCCGCAGACGUCCAUCUGUGACAAUCACCCCCACAACACUACUUCAAGGUGAGGAGCAGGCCAUUAUGUGCAAAGUCGAUGGCUAUUACCCAGAUGAUAUCAUCGUGACCUGGAGAAGAAACGGGAAGCCGCUCAAAAAAAUUGAGGAGAAGAGUGACGGCACGUUUGUUGUGUCAGAGUCGUUCAUGUUAACUCCUAAAGCCAAGGCGGAGGAGGAAGAGCAGGAGACGUUCUCCUGUGAGGUGAAACAGGAAGGCUUUGCAGAGCCACUCAUUAAGAAUAUUCAGUUCAAGAUAGAAGGUAAACCCAGGAGUGCUGCCGAAGUAAUUGGGAUCACAAUAGCUGUCAUUUUGGUUAUCCUACUUCUGCUGGCGUUCCUGUUCUACAGGCUUUACAAGAAAUAUCACAGAAGAAGCUACUUCAUGUCUGAUAUCAUUGUUCCUUCAAAAGUAUUUGUGGGUCAGGAGGUCACACUGGAGUGCUUCAUCGACAGACACUUUAGGGAGGAACCCACAUGGUGGAUUAAAGGCUCCAACGAGUGGGAAAAUGUUUCUUGCGACCACAGAUAUGUGAUAAAAAACACGGUGUGCAAGAGUUCAAUUCUUCACUGGAGAUUACAGAAUGGCAAUGAUGAGGAGCAAUCUCUGAUAAACACCCAGAGUCCUCAAAAGAGACACACUACUUUGACUUUUGUUACUGAUUUGAAAAAGCACGCCAAUGUGGCUUUCAAAUGUCAGAUUACCCGCAUAUUGCUAAACCCGAAGAAGGAAGUGACCCGUACAAAGGAGACCAAGCUCAGACUUUUAGCAUACCCCUCCAUUUCAGCCAUUAAAGACAUUUCAGUGUUCCCUAAUGAAGAUGAGGAUGGGAUGCUAUGGAUUAAAGCUUCGGACUUUUACCCUAAAGAGAUUCGGUUCAAUUGGCCAGAUUCGGUGUCAUCAGAGACACAGAGCUGCAGUGUGGACAAACAUGGACUCUACAGCACAUACAGCCAAUGCAAGGUACCCAUGGAGCGUCUCAGGGACCCCGAGUUUGUGCUGCAGGUGGACAUCACUCACGACUCCCUGGAAGUUCCUUGUUCCAAGCGAAUAAGAGGGGGCAUCCCAGCAUGCUAG